AUGUUUGCCUACAUGCGAUCGAGCAUCCCACACGGGAAAGACCGGUUCUCACCUGGCCCAUUCAUUGAUUCUUUGGCGAUGGGAUUCCCUAACCUUCGCCAGCUAUCUGUUCAUGUUGAGCUGGGAUCCCGGCGAAUGGAAUUAGAAUUGCAAUUGGAAAAGCAAUUGGCACAACAACUGUUCCGAGAAACAAGGCAGCACCUUCAAGAGCAAUCCCUAGAAAGAUUUGACGACGAUGAGUUCUAUGGUAACUUAUACGACUCAUCGGAUGAGACAAGUGGAGUGGACAGAGAGGGCCACGAUGCUUACAGGGAAGAAUGGCAGGAGUCGGUAUUGACCGAAUCCAACGCGCAAGCCUUUGGAAACGACCUAUUCAGUCGGAGACAUGGGCCUUCGAAUCUUAAGAAGAUAACUUUGAGAACAGGCGAGAAGCUGCGUCAUGACCUGGGACGGAGGAAUCUCUAUUCAUUUGAUGAAGAUCGUUUUGAGCGAAUUUUUGAAAUAUAUUCUCCUCCAAACGAGGGGGAUGAGCCAUUUCUUAAAGAACUAGAAUCAGAGCAGACUCGAAGGAUUAGAAAAACGAGUGAAAGGCUUGACCGCAUGUUUGGGCCAUGCAAUUAUGUCUGUUAA
Molecule: messenger RNA, 630 nt
Organism: Penicillium vulpinum
Lineage: Eukaryota; Fungi; Ascomycota; Eurotiomycetes; Eurotiales; Aspergillaceae
Exons: 2
Coding region: 1-630 (209 amino acids)
Source: RefSeq, a predicted model, not a curated record